Pipistrellus kuhlii (Kuhl's pipistrelle) is the source of this 1085-nucleotide messenger RNA. RefSeq names its product tumor protein p63 regulated 1 like (gene TPRG1L). Gene Ontology annotation, cellular component: synaptic vesicle; cytoplasm. NCBI's taxonomy places the organism in Eukaryota, Metazoa, Chordata, Mammalia, Chiroptera, Vespertilionidae. The record is from RefSeq and is a predicted model, not a curated record.
GCGGCGGCCGCGGCGAUGUUGCAGCUGCGGGACUCGGUGGACUCGGCGGGCAAGCCCACGGCGGUGCUGGCGACCGGCGAGGAGGGCGGCGCGGGCGGGGGGCGGCCGGACCCGCCGCUGCGGCAGACGCUGUGGCCGCUCAGCGUCCACGACCCGCGCCGCGCCCGCGUCAAGGAGUACUUCGUGUUCCGGCCCGGCACCAUCGAGCAGGCGGUGGACGAGAUCCGCGUGGUGGUCCGGCCGGUGGAGGACGGCGACAUCCAGGGGGUGUGGCUGCUGACGGAGGUGGACCACUGGAACAACGAGAAGGAGCGGCUGGUGCUCGUCACCGACCAGUCGCUGCUCAUCUGCAAGUACGACUUCAUCGCGCUGCAGUGCCUGCAGGUGGUGCGCAUCGCCCUCCGCGCUGUGGACACCAUCUCCUGCGGGCAGUUCCAGUUCCCCCCGAAGUCGCUCAACAAGCGAGAAGGCCAGGGCAUCCGGAUUCAGUGGGACAAGCAGAGCCGCGCCUCCUUCAUACACAGGUGGAACCCCUGGUCCACCAGCAUGCCCUACGCCACGUUCGUGGAGCAUCCGAUGGCCGGUGCGGACGAGAAGACGGCCUCUCUGUGCCAAUUGGAGAGCUUCAAGUCCCUGCUGAUCCAAGCUGUCAAGAAAGCCCAGAAGGAGAGUCCCCAGCCGGGACAGGCCACCAGCGUGCUGGUCCUGGAGCAGCCACUCCUCAUCGAGACCUACGUGGGGCUCAUGUCCUUCAUCAACAACGAGGCAAAGCUGGGCUAUUCCAUGACCAGGGGCAAGAUCGGAUUCUAGGCUGCGGCGCCUCGGAGAGCCGGUGGCCGGAUCGGCGCGGCCGGGGGCCAGCUCGGCCUGCGGGCCAGGUCCUCCCUAUACGGGUCUGAGUGGGGUUACGACACAGUCACGUGACUUGUAUCCUUGAGGUGGGUGUGGUCACGUGGUCACACACUGGAUAGGCUGGACUGCACGCAGCUGUCCCUGCUGGCUGCUGCCACCUCCGGGAGCCUCCUUGGGCCUCCCCAUCCCCGCCCCCACUGCCCCUGCCUGCCAAUAAACGUCCUGUGGUUGCA